UGGCUGCCUCCACGCCUGCAAAUAUGUUUUCCCGCUACUCAUGAAUAAAUGGGUUCAGUUAAAGGGAAAAGUAAGAAGUAAAAACUAAUCGCUAGUAAAAAGAAGAAGGUAAAGAACAGCGCAAGUUGUAGGUUUAUUUACUGGUCGAUUGGGCUAAUGUCGAAACCAAAAAUAUAUAACCCGCGAAUUUGGCCGUCGAGGCCAGCCCUAGCAGAUUCCUAAUCCAGAAGCGCCACGGCCACCGUUACUUACUCCUCAAAAUAAUUAAACCCAAAAUAAUUUCCUAACUAGUCUUAUUAUUAUACUUAUUAUUAUUAGUCAUUCAGAUUUAAUAUAUAUUUAUAAUAAGGUGCCUUCUACGGUAUCAUGGGUGAAAUCUGGGGUACCGCAUACCUUGAGCAUGAAAACACUAUUUAGACCUCGAAUUAGCAGGAUUUUUGGGCAUGAUACUAUAGCCUAAUUGUUAAUGAGUGAACCCUAGGUCCUAAUUAUCUAAAUCAUAAACUAUAAACCCGAAGAUGGUGCAUUGUUUUUUUUUUUUUGCCUAUAUUUAGACGAAUCAUAACCGUCGAUUAUUGUUUCUAAUUAAAUUGAUCUUGGGGUAUACAAUUUAGAGAAUUAAGACCUAGAUUUUGAUCUUUAAGGGUUAGAGUGUAGUAUCAUGUCCGAAAAAUCAGUCAAUUUAAGUUAUGGAUAACAUUUUUUACUCAAGAUAUGCGUUACCCCGGAUUUCGCCCUGGGUACAGUAGAACUCCCCUUAUAAUAUAAAAUAUAUCGACAAUAUGAUGAUUUUUCCCCCCAUAUAUUCGAGCUAAAUCGGACUAAAAGGAUAGAACCAUUAACUAUCAACCCACUUGCUCAACCGGACUAACGAGUUAAACUGGCUCGACACCCUUACUUCGUUGCUUUAAUCCAAAUUAAAAAAAUAUUGCAAAAAGGGAACGAGGUCAAUGUGAUCUACGAAAUAAUAUCCAUUUUUGUUAUAUUUCGAGAGGAAAAUUUUCUUACCACUCAUUACCAUCCACUUCCACUUUGUAUCACCUUCAUUCUUGUAACUCGAACCUUAAAAUUUUUGCACGGAACCAACGUGUUCUUCGUGAUCAAUUAUGAUUUAUAAUUUUUUGAAAACAAUGUAUGACCAAAUAUAUUACGCUUAUAUAAGGUGGUAACUAGUGACAGGUGCUGGCAAAAGGGUAAAUGAUGGUUAUCAUAGUCCAAUUAUCAUGUAUUCAGUUGUUUAACCUUAUGAUAAAUUCAUACCAUCAUGAUAUACUUUUAUAUCGGGUAAAUGUCACAUUUGUUCAUUGAGAUUACUAAAUCGUGUCAUGUUUAGUCACUAGAAAAAUUUAGUAUCAUUUUUUGUCACUCGAAUUACUGAAACAUGUCACAUUUAGUCACUCUCUCGUUAGCCUCCGUCAAACUCCGAUCACUCGAAUUACUGAAACAUGUCACAUUUAGUCACUCGAAUUACUGAAACAUGUCACAUUUAGUCACUCUCCUUUUAGUUUCCGUCCAAUUUCAUUAAUGGAGUUGGACGGAAACUAAUGAGAGAGUGACUAAAUGUGACAUGUUUCAGUAAUUCGAGUGACCAAAAAUGAUAUUAAAUUUUUCUAGUGACUAAAUAUGACAUGAUUUAGUAAUCUUAGUGACCAAAUGUGGCAUUUACCCCUUUUAUAUCACUAUAAUAUAAAUUUAUGUACUACCAAGCAUUACUAUCCAUGGUAAAGGAAACCGGAUCGUACCGGCCGGUUCAACCGGUAAAACCGGGAAUCCGACCAACAGCGAAACGAUACCCUACCAGCCACCUUUCUAUCGCGCCGGCCGGUUUAAUCGGCUUAACCGGCAUGAACCGGUAUACCGUCCGGUUUAAAUCAGACCGGCGGGGCUGCCACUAUGAAGGCACCCUCAAAGACAACAACAACGGCGGUGGCGGCGGGGCUGCACGCGAGUCGUCGGAGAGCACCAUCGGGACAGGGGCGGCGGCGAAGAGCCAGAGCCAGAGUCAGAGUCAAAGCCGCGGCGGUGGUGGGUUUGGAUUUGACUUCGAUUUGAAUCUGCCGGCCAGCCCUGAUCUGGGAUUGGCCAUCGGCGGCGGCAGCGUGGUUCAGAAACCUUCCGGAGGAUCGACGGAGUAGUAGAAAACGAAGAAGUGGAGAGUCCUCUCCCCGGGAAGAAACCAAGAUUGUCGCUCGGCCUACAAGUCACCACCGACCUGAUUGGAAGUGUUUGGAAUUCACAGUUGUAAUAGAAAAGAAGUUGAGAUCUGGGUUUAUUUGGAAGGCUAAAGCUUUUAGCUACAAAGCUCUCCCAACCCAGAGAGAAAGGAGAUUAAUUUUCUGGUGAUUGAUGGAAAGACAGAGGGGCGGUGGAAAAGAAAGGGAGAAGAUGGGGGCUCACGUGUUGUCUGUGAUAGUGAUUUAGGUUUAGGAUUUUUAUACUAAUAUAUAUAUAUAUAUAUUAAAGGUCAAUUACUAUAUGGUACUCAAAAUUGAAUUAUACACCAGUCAUCAAAUUCCUUACUCAUUGCAUUUUAGGCAUGUGUUUUAAUGAUUAUUACAAAAACGGUAUUUACCGGUAUGAAACGGUUGAACCACGGUCGUACCACAAAAUACCCUACCAGAAAGGAAUCCGGUUUGAUGUCCGGUACGGUUUCCUUUACCAUGUUACUAUCAUGGUAUAUACUGAUAAUAUAAGUGGGUAAUGUCU
Messenger RNA from Linum trigynum, 2706 nucleotides. The record is from the annotation of a GenBank genome assembly. Lineage: Eukaryota; Viridiplantae; Streptophyta; Magnoliopsida; Malpighiales; Linaceae.